GUCUAUAAUAAUCUGCUUUCUCCUAAUUGCACUGUGAAAACAAACUAUGUCGCUUUUAGGGUUUCGUUCAUUAUCAAUCUUCACAACAUCCGCCAUUGAUUAUUUUCUCAUAUCUCGUGAAGCCUUUUUUGAACAUCAACUUCUUUGAUGUACUCAUUCAUAUUAAAUUUUUUUCAACUUCUUUGAUUAAGGUUUUCUGGUUCAUUCACCAAAAGUUUGCUACUUUUUUUUCUAUUUCCAUGGAUCUGGACGAUUCCGAUAUUGCGGAGAAAUCACCCACGGGUCGGUUCAUUAGGUACGACCAAGUUUUAAGCAUUGGGACAGAGGCAGCAAAGGUGGUCUACAGAGGAUUUGAUACUGUCGCCGGAAAAGAGGUGGACUGGAGCAAAGUUAAGAUGGACAAAUCUACAAUGGAGGAAAAAUUUCUCGAUGAUCUGGAAGCCAGGAUUUCUGUGGAGCUUCAGACUUUGAAAUCCUUAAAGCAUCCCAACAUCCUUAAAACUCGGGCCUCCUGGCUGGAUCGCCAGAGUGGAGUUAUUAACAUCGUGGCUGAGGCCUUCAGUUCAGGAACACUGAGACAAUUUCGCAAGAAGCACAAGGGAGUCGAUUUAACAGCUGUUAAGAAUUGGGGUAAGCAGAUUCUUGUGGGAUUGCUUUAUCUUCAUAGUCACAAUCCGGCUGUAAUUCAUGGUGAUUUGAAUUGUGAUAACGUUUUCAUCAAUGGAAACACUGGAGAAGUGAAAAUAGGGGCAAUUGGGCUUGCAACAGCAGUGACACAGAAGAAGAAGAAGAAGCAGGAGGAGGAAGAGGAGGCGGCAUGUAAUAACGAUAAAUUCUUGAUGGAUAUCUAUUCAUUUGGUUUGUGUAUUCUGGAGUUAGUUACCUGUGAAAUACCGUUUAGUGAAUGUAAAGAUGAUGGAUCGUGGGAGGUGGUUUACGGGAGGAAAAUAGGUUGGGGCAGUAAACCGGAGUCUUUGAAGAAAGUGGGAAACAUCCUGGUUAAGGAAUUCAUAGAGAGGUGCAUUUGCUGUACAAGGAGGAGGACAAGAGUGGAAGAGUUGUUGAAAGAUGCAUUAUUUUCAUGUGAAAUAUGUCCCCUUUCAGAAUGUGAAUACAGGUGUUCGAAUGAGAAGAAGGAGUUCAAAUUAAGUGGAGAGCAGGGGAGUAGUGAAAAUGUAAUAUUGCUAAGAUUGCUGCUCAUCGAGCAGCAGCAGCAAUUGUUGAAUGAUGGAGGAGAGGAGGCUAAGAAGAAGAUAGAAUUCAUGUUUGAUCUGUCUGCUGAUACAACUGUGUCUGUGGCUGGUGAGAUGGUUGAUGAUCUGGGAUUGGCGGUUGAAGAUGUAGCCUUGAUUGCAGAGCUCAUGGAUAGAGUGAUUGCUAGUAUGCACAUAGCCACAAACUAUAAACAACAAUAAUAACCCAAAGAAGAGGAGGAAUGGGAAACAUCUUCUUCUUCUUCAUGUACAAAAGUUAAGUAAAUGUCACAUAUCCUUUUGAAGCUUCAUUAUC
Molecule: messenger RNA, 1509 nt
Organism: Impatiens glandulifera
Lineage: Eukaryota; Viridiplantae; Streptophyta; Magnoliopsida; Ericales; Balsaminaceae
Product: probable serine/threonine-protein kinase WNK6
Exons: 2
Coding region: 240-1415 (391 amino acids)
Biological process (GO): intracellular signal transduction; protein phosphorylation
Cellular component (GO): cytoplasm
Molecular function (GO): ATP binding; protein serine/threonine kinase activity
Source: RefSeq, a predicted model, not a curated record